Messenger RNA from Periophthalmus magnuspinnatus, 2970 nucleotides. RefSeq names its product Cas scaffold protein family member 4 (gene cass4). The transcript has 7 exons. NCBI's taxonomy places the organism in Eukaryota, Metazoa, Chordata, Actinopteri, Gobiiformes, Gobiidae. Gene Ontology annotation, cellular component: plasma membrane; cytoplasm. The coding region runs from base 64 to 2427 and encodes 787 amino acids. Gene Ontology annotation, molecular function: protein binding. The record is from RefSeq and is a predicted model, not a curated record. Gene Ontology annotation, biological process: cell surface receptor protein tyrosine kinase signaling pathway; cell migration.
AGACAGGCUCAGAACAGGCUCUUCAGUGGAGUGUGCACUAAAGCUGACUUGACUAUGUAGCGUAUGUGUGUAUCAUCUGUGAAGGAUCUGAACUUCAAAUUUGUAAGUGCCACUGCAAACAUGAUGACCUUGGCUAAAGCCCUGUACGACAACACCGCUGAGUGUUCUGACGAGUUGGCCUUCAGGAAGGGGGACAUCCUCAUGGUGAUGGAAAAGAACGUGGAGGAUACCAGCGGAUGGUGGAUGUGCUCGCUGUACGGACGUCAAGGUUUGGUCCCUGCAAACCGCCUGUGCCUCCUCUCUCAGACCACCGGCUGUCCCACAGCUACCCUCCGGCCUCUGCAGGACAAAACACCUCCAUCAAACCAUCAGAAUACUCUGCACAACAUCUACCAGAUCCCCACUGCACCCAAACCCAGCAACGGAGAGAGGACAGAGAUACUCUAUAAGGUUCCAACUAUUCCUCUGUCAGUGAGCCCCAAACUAUCAACUUCUAAGCAGACCUCUGAUGAACAGCAGGGAAACAAGCCUUUCAACAUGGCUGCCUUGCCCAGAGGGGAGCUUUACGAUGUCCCAAACCAAGGAAGACGAGCGUCCCUCUUCCCUGCAUCAACUACUCCACGGUUUUCAUACCGUAAACACUCACUUGUGCCAAUUUCAGAAAUGCAUAAAAGAUCUGACUCACCCCUGGGUUUUGAAUAUGAAAGAUCGAAACACUCUUGUAUUUAUGAUGUGCCACCCAAGUCACCACAGGACCCCAACUAUGAUAUUCCCAUCCCCUCUGGCACAGACACCCAAAAGGCAACCAUCAGUGGCUACAGCACAAUGCCUAUUCUGAAAAAGUCUGAAUGGAUCUAUGAUGUUCCAGUGAGUCCAGAUAGAAAAAGUCCUCCUCCAACCUUUACUCCACCAAGACCUAUGGGUGAAGAGCAGUUGUAUGACACAAUUCCAAAACGUAAAGAUCCUGUCCAAAAUUGCCAAAAAUCCCCUCUAUUGUACAAUGUUCCAAAGUCCAGAUUGCUUGAUAGCCCUCCCACUUUACUACCAAGAAUUCCAGUUCCUUCAAAACAACUCAAUAUUGGGCAAGAAUCAGUAUAUGAUCUUCCAUCUGAUGAUCACAUCCCUCUAGAAUGCAGAGUUGAACCUCCUGAAGCUACUAAAGUACCUUUAUAUCGAAGGAAGACUUGUUCGUCAUUGCACAAUGGUUCGGAUCAUCAUGCGUCUAUGUUGCUUGAUGAGAAUGAUCAAAAUCAACGAAUUAGUACGGCUUCCAGCUCCUCUAGCAGCUCUUGUGACUCCUUAGCUCUGUCGUCACCUUCUCCAGAACCUUUAAGGGAAGUGCUUCUGUGGCAGGAGGAAGUCUGUCCAAGAUUUUUGGAGCUCCAGGACAGAGUUUGCAAAGCCGUGGCCCAGAUCAUGAACUUUGUCAGCAGUGGCUGGAGGAGCAAGAACCACAUGGAAAAGCAUUUAGAAGAGAUCAGGGAAGCAGCUAUAGAAGUCGCCUCCUCACUCAACGGCUUUCUCAACUAUGCUCUGGACAUUAAAGGCAAUGCGCGCAGAUUAACAGAUGCUAACCUGCAGGCCAGACUGUACAAACAGCUGUGUGUGGUGGAGGACUCGGGGGUCGUCCUCCAGCAGACACUUAGUGCGCUGAAUGCAGCUGGCUGGACUUUAGACCUGUUGAGUCAAGAGGCAGGCCAAGCACAAACCGCAGAUCAGCUGGAGAGAUUUGUUAUGGUGGCACGAACCAUUCCCGAAGAUGUGAAACGCCUCGUGUCUAUGAUAAAUGCCAAUGGAAAGCUUCUGUUUAAGCCGCUGCCAAAAGAAUCAGAGCUAUUCCACAGUGGGGCAUCAAGCCCACCCAAGGCCCCAGAGACCCGGGACCAGGAUGUGAACGAGGGGGAGGAUGACUAUGUUGAGCUACAGACAAAGACUGAUUUUGAAAACCAGCAAAAGGAGGUGAAAAAAGAUCCAAUGGAAAAUGUCACAGUAGCAUCAAACAAUGUACUGAAUGAUAAGAAUCCCCCUUUGUCAGAGGCUCCGGUUGAGGCCGAGGAGCAGCGACCUGUCUCUCUCUCGGAGCACUGCAGGCUGUACUUUGGAGCUCUACAGAAGGCUAUUGGAGGAUUUGUCUGUAGUCUCCAGGAUGGCCAACCUCCAGAGAAGUUUAUCUCCCGGAGCAAACUGGUGAUCAUGGUGGGACAAAGGCUGGUCAACACGCUGUACAAAGAGGCCCAGCCUGGAGAAUCACGCCAGAGUCUCCUGUGUAAGAGUAACCACCUGUGUGCACUGCUCAAGCAACUGGCUGUGGCCACAAAGAAGGCAGCGCUGCACUUCCCUGACCGGCAGGCAGUGCAUGAGGCCCAGGAGUUUGCCCAAGAGCUCGCCCAACGAGCACAGCACUUUCGCCUGUCACUGAACCUCUGAGUGCCUCUGUCAGACAUAUGCACUCAGCAUUAAACAGGAGCCCCAUUUCACUUCAUUCAUCAUCAUGUUUUAUGAAUACAUUGUUAUUUUGGUCAUUUUAGUCAGCAUUUGUUUGAGGUACUUGGCUGACUUUACAAACCCUUUAUUAACUAAUGCCAUCAAAUAAAAAAAAAAACAAUAUUGAUACAACAGUAUUGAUACUUCUUUUUGUACUGAGAUGUAUUUAUGCUUCAGAUUCAUUGGCAGAUGUGAUGUUGGUAAGGGUACUAAACUACUCACUUAGAAAUUGCACAGCUGUGAUAGUUGGGUUAUUUAGUGUAUUUGUAAGAGGCGUUAUUGCUUAUUUAUUUGUAACUUUUGUUUUAUUUUCACUGAAUGUGUAUAAUACAAGAGUAGUCCUGGUCUAACUGUAUUCUGUAAAUAGUUAAAUAUGCAUUCCCAUCUUUUGUUGGCAAAAGAUACCAAGCUGUCUAUGUUGGUGUUAAACGUGCAUAUGCUUUGAUAUUGUCCUUUGUCCAAAAUAAAUAAAUCUGUAUAAACUCC